Messenger RNA from Orbilia oligospora ATCC 24927, 2145 nucleotides. RefSeq lists its product as uncharacterized. Lineage: Eukaryota; Fungi; Ascomycota; Orbiliomycetes; Orbiliales; Orbiliaceae. Gene Ontology annotation, biological process: lipid metabolic process. The record is from RefSeq and is a predicted model, not a curated record. Bases 1 to 2145 code for a protein of 714 amino acids. The transcript is spliced from 3 exons.
AUGACACCAGAGCUAUCAUUUCCCAGUUCGCAUGGUCACACAGACUCUCCAACACAACGGCACAUUCGCCUGCAUCCUUCUGUCGAAGCCACUGGUCUUCCGGUCGACAAGAAGUCGGUCGUCGACAUAGCAAACCUGGGUCUAACAGCCAAAAUUGUCGCCGGGAAUGAGAAGGUCCUCGAGACUUCAUCGGGGUUGCGGUUGCCCCAUGGGCCUGCAGUAGUUGAUGGCAUUGCAGAUGCACAUAUCUCAUCUUCAAUCAGGCGAACUACGGACGCCAUUCCCGCUCGCACAAACCCACAAUUUCCGCCUUUACCUGUGUAUGGAUCUUCCAAAUGGUUCAGGUGGGCAGAAGUUUACUUUUUCAGAGUUGUCUCGUUUAUUCUAUCAACAACGUUUCUUCUAAGUAUCGUUUGCGGGGCUAUUUUCAAAACAAUUAAGUUGAGUAUAUAUACUCCGAGGAAAUUGGUAUCCAAGGGCUCUGAAAGGCCACUUAGGGAUCUAGAGAACCAAUUGGAUAUUGACUUGGACCAACAAGAAAAAAAGCACGGGAAACCGAAAUUAAAGUGUGACGUUAGGUACUACGCGACACGGGUGGAACUUGAUAUGGAAGAAUUUAAAGUUACAACAGAAGAUGGGUUUAUACUGGUGCUCCAACAUAUAUUCGACCCUAAGGAUAGAGGAGAUGGAAGAAAUGGAACAAGGCGGAAGUACCCAGUAUUAUUGAUGCAUGGGCUGCUCCAGAGUAGCGGAGCUUUUUGUUCUAACGAUGAUAAUUCACUAGCGUUUUAUCUCUGCAAAAGCGGCUACGAUGUUUGGCUUGGGAAUAACCGUUGCUACUAUAAGCCCGAACACAUGGUUCUAAAACCCUCGGAUCCAAGAAUGUGGUGCUGGAACAUCCGUCAGAUGGGGAUUUUUGACCUUCCCGCAUUCGUCGACUACAUUCUUUCCAGAACAGGGUUUCUAAAGUUAGCCUUGGUAGCCCAUUCGCAAGGUACGACACAAUCGUUCGUUGCAAUGGCAAAAGACCAGCAUCCGACUCUUGGAUCGAAGAUAUCGAUAUUCUGUGCCCUCGCACCUGCUGUUUACUCUGGAUCACUGAUUAAGAUGGCACAUUUUAAAUUUAUGAAGUUGAUACCUGUUGGAAUGUUUAGGAUAGUGUUUGGAAUUCAUUCAUUUAUACCCUUUAUGGUUACUAUGCACAAGAUAGUUCCUGGAAGGCUCUAUGGAUGGCUAGGGUACAGAGUUUUCACAUAUCUAUUUGAUUGGUCAAAUAGUUUAUGGUCAAGAAGACAGAGAAGUCGGGGAUUUAUGUUUUCACCUGUGUAUGUUAGCUCCGAGAGCAUGAGAUGGUGGUUAGGCCGGGAUGGGUUUGCGACUCAUAAGUGUAUACUAGCGACAAGGAAUGAGGUCGAAGACGAAGAACGGAUGAUCGGAUCCUUAAUAGCUACCUCAAGAGGCACAGAUGGCCACGAGAACCGUUUGGAAUCAACAGCCGUCGCAACUACUCGGCCUGUAAUCCAUAAAGGCGAGCAUAAAAUCGAGGCCAGAACGAGCUUGUCGACAAAAACCGAAGCCGUAGACCAAUGUACAUCCAAGUCUCCAACUAUUUCAGAAUCCAAAAAGGAGUGGCAGGAACAAGUAACACGGAUCGAUACAUCCCCACUCUCCGAGAAGAAGCCGCCAGCGAACAAUGGGAUAUUAUUCCCAAAAGAAACCCAUCAGAAGGGAGGGAGUGGUACGUCAACUGUAUGUUUUUCUGAGGCGGCACCCGGGGGUUCUCGAAUACAACCUUCAGUACAAGAGGAAGGUUUGCGUGCACGUACGGUAUCUACAGAGCUCCGGGAAAGGGCAUGGUUCGAUAGUAGCUUCCCACCGUUGGCUCUUUGGAUCUGUGGCUCCGAUAAGUUGGUGGACGGCAUGAAACUUUUACAACGGUUUGAGAGGGGCGCGGAACCAGAUGUGAACCUCAUUCAUUCCAAGGUUAUUCCAGCAUACGAGCAUCUCGAUUGUAUAUGGGCCAUUGAUAACAUUCACCAGGUGGGGAGUGAGGUAAAAAGUUGUAUAUGGGAUACUAUAGACGAAGCUUCCAAGGAAACUAUGAAUUUGCAAAUACCAACAGGCUACGAAAGCGUGGGUGUCUGA